This is a messenger RNA of Helianthus annuus (common sunflower), 1575 nucleotides long. RefSeq lists its product as uncharacterized. The record is from RefSeq and is a predicted model, not a curated record. Bases 1 to 1575 code for a protein of 524 amino acids. The transcript has 8 exons. NCBI's taxonomy places the organism in Eukaryota, Viridiplantae, Streptophyta, Magnoliopsida, Asterales, Asteraceae.
AUGAUGACCACCAUUCAGAUGGCCGACGAGUGGAAGGCUACUUACCCACAGGAGGGGGAUACCGGUGCCGAUGCUCCGGCCGGUUAUAUUACUAUGUGGGCAGAUUUUUUCACCGAAGGCAACCUUCGGUUGCUGGUGACGGUGUUCGUUGCGGAGGGGUGUUGGAUGGAUGCGAUUGGCUUGUGGAGGAUGUUCGAGCCCGAUUUCGAGGGCCAGGUUGAGCUGAUUCCGGUUGAGUUGCGGGAAGGUUUUAAUCUGGAAAUUGUUAGCAACUUCCGCGUACCCAAACGUGAUGUGCUGCAGGCACCCGUGCCAGAAGGCACAAAAGCUAUGCUUGCGGACUUGGGGAAGUUUGAAAAGCGCAUCCCCAAGAAGCACGUAGAGAAGAAGCAGGUGAAGAAAACCACGCGGGGUCGUGGUAAGGGGAGGGCUGAAGGCUCAGUUGUCCCUCCUUCGGUGUCUCAGGCCGCAGGUAGUGGUGCGGCUGCAAGUGGAACUGCUAUGGGUCCCCCCGUUGUUGGUGAGAAGAGAGAACUAGAGCAAAAGGCUGCUGGUGGUGAACCGAAACGUCGGAAGCUGCAGUCUAAAAGGGCUGCUCCGGCGCAAAGAAACCUGCGGUUGCUACUGGUGAGUAUAACUUUUUUCAUUGUUUUGCAUGCACAACGUGUUAGAUUAACAGUUAUUGCUCUUUGUAUUGCAGAAUCACAAGAUGCAGGUUUUUCAUUUUUUGAUUUCCCUUCGUCUCCCACGCAUACCGCUGCUGCGGACGCGGGGGUGCCGAAGGAGCCUGUGGUGCCCAAGGAGCCUGUGGUGCCCAAGGAGCCUGCGGCACCUUUUGUUCGCGAUCCCACCGUGCAGGUGGAGAAGACGGUGGAGAAGACUGCUGCCCAGAUUUUUGAUACUAAGUCAGAUGCUGAGGUGCGGCAACAUGGUGCUGAGCCGCAGAAAUCUUCUGCUGGUGAGAAGGUUGUCGGUUCUUCUUCCGGUGGUGCGGGAAGUUCCAUUGUGGCGAAUGCCAUUUUGGAAGACUACAAAGUGCUGGGCCGCAGGGAAGAAGAAGCUGUUCGUUUGCGGGCUGAAGCAGAAGAGUUGGUGAAAGCUGCUCGUGCGGGUGCGGAGCAGCUUGAAAGAGAUAGAGCUGCUUUUGAGUUGACGAAUGCCAAGGCGGCGAACGCUGCUUUUGGCAAAGAGAAAGCUGCAGCUGAGGCGAUUGUAGUUAAAGCGCAGCAGGCGGAGGUCCGGGCCGUAAAGGCGCUUGAAGAGGCCAAGGAAGCGGGGGCUCGUGCUGCGAAGGCCCUUGAGGAGGCCAAUGAGAGGGAGAGUCGCUCUUCUAAGGCUCUUGAGGUGGCGAAUGCGGAGCGCACCCGUUUGGAUCAAGUUGUUGCCAACCUUCAGGCUGAAGUUCAGGCCCGGGAGGUCGCGGUUACAGACCUCACAGCCCGCGUUAGUGUUGCGGAAGAGCGGGCUAAUGUUGCCGUUGAAGCCAGAGAUGCUCUGACUUCUUCGCUCCAACAACUGGAGGCUGAUCGUGAGUGGAUGCGGAGUCAAGGCAUUGCACAUGUAAGUAUUUUGUGA